CGGGGGAAGCAGCAUGGCGGCAACCCUGGGAAUUCAAAGCGACAUAUCGACUGUUGAACUUAUCCAAAUGCUGCAAGCUGAGUCUGAACAGUGUUUUAAAAGAAUGGAAGCAUUAUCAAGUUAUUCAUGUUCAGAUAAUGAAUUGCAAAAUGAACUUGAGAGACUACAAGGAAUAACAAAACAACUAAAUCAAAGUUUGGAAUCCUCUGGUCUUUCAGCUCUCCCAGGGGAUCUGGAUUUAAUGCAGGACUCUCAAGCAUUUAUCAAAAAAGCAAGAGAAGAAACUGAUAACAGUAGAAGUACACUAAAAAGAAUUCAAGCUAACUGUAAAACAUUACUACAAGCUAUGGUGAAGAAAUAAUACAUAACAUACAUAUUUAUGUAUUAAUACAUUAUGUUUCACAAGACUGUAACAGGCAACACCCUUUCCUUCCCAUUGGUCGUUGCAACAGGAAGAAUUUUACGGUAUCUAGCUUACAGUCUGGAAUCUUCUAUAUCUAAUACUUGAGGAAAAGUUUGUUUGUUUUCUUUCAUAUUGGUGAAAUAUUUAUAGACACAGACUGUAUAACAUGGACUGGUGUCAGGAUUGCAUUUGAAAUAUGUAUAACAAAACAAAACAAAGGAUUGGAACACUUCAGCUUACACCCAAAUAAUUUACCUUCACAAAUAAUUGUACAGUCAGACUGAGCUGGUUAUCCAAGAAAUGUUGAAGAAUAAGGUAGAACAUUUAAUUAAUGUGUGAUCAGUAACUCAGUACACUUUAUGAAACACUUGCUUGUGAUAUGCUUAGUAUAUUAAUU
Molecule: messenger RNA, 800 nt
Organism: Dendronephthya gigantea
Lineage: Eukaryota; Metazoa; Cnidaria; Anthozoa; Malacalcyonacea; Nephtheidae
Exons: 4
Coding region: 14-361 (115 amino acids)
Source: RefSeq, a predicted model, not a curated record